Messenger RNA from Caenorhabditis auriculariae, 2673 nucleotides. NCBI's taxonomy places the organism in Eukaryota, Metazoa, Nematoda, Chromadorea, Rhabditida, Rhabditidae. The record is from the annotation of a GenBank genome assembly.
AUGUCAGAGAGCAGUGAAAAUGAAACUGCCUCCACGCAAGAAGUCGUUCUCUCGUUCAUGAAAAAAAUGGCUGACGUGGGUUUUCAAAUUUAAAUGUUACUGUGCAGCUCUAGUGAAUUUUUUUUUCAGGAAAUGGACAUUUUUGAUUUGACUGAUCCAAAAUUAGCCAGAAUGUUGACCAAAACUGACAGAUUGAAACGCCUAAGAGAGCAUUUUUAUUAUCCAAAGUGUGGAUCACUUCCUGACGGUGAGAUUUCACUUUUGUGGGAGAAUUUUAGAAAUUCUGAAGUUAUUCAGUCGAUACUUCUCUCGUGGAUCCGAAUAAAGAUGCGAUUUAUCUUUGCGGAAAUUCUCUUGGACUUAUGCCAAGAGUGACAGAAAGAAUCAUGCGAGAACAGAUGGACAAGUGGGCCAGGAUGUAAGUUUCCAUCCUCCCAAAACCUAUAGCUUUUUGUUAUGAAGAAUCGAAAAAUGAAUGAACCUAGUUUUUAUUGUGUUCCAGGGGCGUUUUCGGCCACACUACCGGAGAACUUCCAUGGGCCUAUGCCGAUGAAGCGGCUCUGGAUGGUGUCGCUCAACUUGUUGGCGCUAGCAGUGAAGAAGUGGCGGUUUGCAACGGACUCACUGUCAACAUCCAUGUCUUAUUGGUAAGUAUUGUUUGGUCAGUUUCUCUCGGGUUCAAAGGAGGAGAUGAGUAAAUUGGUUAAUGUUACUCUUUGCGGUCUUUUGCGCGAACUGGUCAAAUGCGAAAAUAGAAAAAAAGUGUUAAAAAAAACUUGGAUUAGGUUUGAUCUCGAUUUAGUCGCCAGAACCCGCGUUUCGUUUGCAAAACUUGACGCUCGAAAAAAAAAAACAGUGAAAUGUUUUUAAAUCAGCUGGAUUAAUCAAAAAACCGAGAAACAAAAAGUUGGGUUUUAUUUACUUCAAUUAUGAAAUAGUGUAUCAGAUAUUUCGAAACUUCUGAUUUUAGAAUCAUAGAAUUUUUCAGAGCGCUUUUUACAAUCCGACGGAUGAACGUCAUCAAAUUCUGCUUGAAUCGAGAGCGUUUCCUUCGGAUCACUACGCCAUUGAGUCACAAAUUCAGAUGAAAGGCCGCAAUCCCAAAGAAAGCAUGGUAGUCACCUUUUCAAGUUAUUUUCAAAGUUUUCUUCACAGGUAUGUUUGCAACCUAGAGAAGGCGAAGAAAUCCUGCGAACGGAAGAUGUUCUUGAAUACAUUCGAAAAAAUGGCAAAAAGAUCGCCAUCAUUUUCUUCAGCGGAGUUCAAUACUACACUGGCCAGUUUUUCGACAUCCCAGCUAUCACACAAGCCGGACAUGAAGAGGUUGUCGGCAAAACAAAACUUUUUUUCAUUUUUCUGCUUUAGGGAUGUUUAGUUGGAUGGGAUUUGGCACACGCUUACUGCAACGUUCCAUUGCAUCUUCAUGAAUGGGACGUUGACUUUGCUUGUUGGUGCUCGUAUAAGUAUGGAUGUACGGGAGCGGGAGGACUAGCAGGACUUUUUAUUCACGAAAGGUGAAACAAAAACUUUUUUUAUGGUCUUUCCACAAAUCUUGAGUAAGGUUUUCACCGCGAACCGGGUGUCUGACUUGAAAAUAUUCAAAAGAGGUUCUCUGCCUUGCAUGGAGAUACCAACGCAGAGCCUGCAUACUUCUUAAAUAAAACUAUUUUUAGGUUCAAAAAGGACAAUCGAAACCGGAUGCUUGGCUGGUGGAGUCACAAAAAAACAACACGGUUUCUGAUGACUAAUGGUAAGUAAAAGUCUGUCUAAUAAAUCACGAUCAUUAUUUGAAAAAAUAGAGCACUCAGUUAGUUGGUUACAGAACUGGAAUUAGAAGAAGGAGCGGCAGGAUACAGAAUCAGCAACCCUCCCAUUCAUCUUGUCGUUCCCAUCAUUGGAAGCUUAGAGGUCAGUUCGAAACUAUUUUCUUCCUUACCACAGUUUUCCAGAUUUUCAAAAUGGUAUCUCUUGAAGAUUUGAGAACAAGAUCUUGUUAUUUGACAGGAUAUUUGGAAUUUCUCAUCAAACAUUUCUUUGAUCAGUCUUCUGAGCAUCGGUAUGUUCGCGGAAAAAUAAUAUAUUUCAAUAAAAGAGUAAUAAAUUUCAAGAAAAACUUCCACUUCAAUCAAAAUUAUCACGCCUGCUGAUUUCCAUGAGCGAGGAUGUCAACUUUCCCUAAAGUUUUCGAAGCCUACUGAUGCAAUCUACAAAGAGCUGGUCAGGCGAGGAGUUGCUGUGAGUUACGAAAACUUCUUCAUUUUUUCAUGAAUUGAAAUUUUUGCGUUUUACAAAAUCAUAGUUGAUCCACUUUCAUUCAAUUUUACUCGCCUUGAGGACAAAAAAAAGCUUCAUUUUGACUCAAAAUUUUCCAAGCUUAUCCAAAUGAGAUCGUGUCGAACCUUUGAGAAGGAGGAAAUAAAGUACUUGAAGCAAAAAGGAAAAAAAAAGCGUCUUCUUAAUUACCUUGUGAGAAGCUUCGAAUCGAACAUAUAGAAAAUUUCAAAUUGGCUGAAAUUCCUGUUCCUCCAGGUGGACAAGAGAUAUCCGGAUGUUAUUCGCGUGGCUCCCGUUCAUCUUUACAACAACUACGUCGAUAUUCAUCGAUUUGUCACCGCUUUGAAAGAUUCUUGUGCAGCCGUCGAGCUUCAGAUGCCUGAUGAGCCCUCCAUAUAG